Molecule: messenger RNA, 924 nt
Organism: Paramecium pentaurelia
Lineage: Eukaryota; Ciliophora; Oligohymenophorea; Peniculida; Parameciidae
Source: the annotation of a GenBank genome assembly
AUGUAAUUUUUUUUGAAUCUAAUAAUUCUACANUAAUAGAGAUUUUCAGUUUUAGCUGAAAAUAAUUUUAGAGGACCUUUAAUUUUAUAAUGUGAUAAUAUUUUAGCCUUGCUUUUUGAAAUCGAAAAUAAAUCUAGAGAUCAAAUCAACAUUAUUUCAAAUUUUAUUGAAAAUGGAAUUAAAACUAUAAGAUAUUCAUCACAUUAUGUAUAAUUUAUAAAAUUAUUUAGAAUUAAAUAAGUAUUACCUUUGAAAAAUAUUUUAACACUUAAAAAGGCAUUAAAAAUAUAGAAAUUAUAUUUGACAAAACUGUGAAAAAAACUAAUAAAUUAGAUGAUUCCAUCAAACCUAAAAGUAUAGAGUAUAGAAAACUUAUUAAUGCAUAAAUUUAAGAAUAAGAAAGGGAAAAACUACAUGCUAUUUAAGCAGGUCUUUCUAAUAAAGUUAAUAAAUAGCCAGAGUAUUUAUAUUUUCAAUUAAAUUAGAACUGUAUCUCAUAACAAUAUAAUGUAAAAAAAUUAUAAAGUUAAACGAAGAAAAUCCUUUUCUUUAAAAUAAUAGUAACUUAUGAUGCUUUCUUAAUAAGUUCAGAAUCAUGAAUUUCUUCAAUAAAAUCCUAAUCUAAAUAAUUUAUUUAAUGAUUAAUAAUAAAUCAAAAGUAGUAGACAUGUUAAAAUGAAUACAGAACCAAAACCUUAACCUAGAAUUAAAUAAGAUGAUGAUUUUGAUAAUGAUUAGAAAGCCCAAAAAAAUCAAUUUAAUUAAAUUUAAGUUAGAAAAAUAUUACAUCCAUCUUUAGAUGAAUAAUUCUUAGGAUAGAAAAGAAUUUGGAUUCCAGGAUUCUUGAAUUAUAAAUUAAUAGAUGUUUAAUCUGGUCUUACUUCAACAAGAAAAGGUAGUCGGCCUUUAACUGAUCGCUUAUGA